GGUGGCCGCGCCGCCGGUAUAAAUAGCGGCCUGCGACGGAGCACGCCAUCCUCUGCGCAGACCCGGGCAGCAGACCUCCACCAACGCCUUCUCCUCCACCAGCAUGCUGUUCUCUCAGAUCGUCGCCCUGUCUCUGGUGUGCCUGACGGCCGCGGCACCUCAGUUCCGCCAGGCACCAGGCGCACCAAACGAGCCCAUCCCCAUACUGAGCCAGGAGCAGGAGGUCAACUUCGAUGGCUCCUACAAAUACAGUUUCGAGACGGGCAAUGGCAUCGUCCAGGAGGAGCAGGGCUUCCUGAAGAACGCCGGCAACCCUGAGGCUGAAGCGCAGGUGGCGCAGGGGUCCGCGUCGUACACGUCGCCGGAGGGCGUGCAGAUCCGGCUGGUGUACACGGCUGACGAGAACGGCUUCGUACCGCAGGGCGAGCACCUGCCCACGCCGCCUCCCAUCCCUCCGGCGAUCCAGCGCGCCCUCGAGUACCUCGCCACCCUCCCGCCUCAGCCCGACGAGCAGGGAGGGCAGCCACAGCCAGGAGUCUUCCGUGCCCCCGCGCGCCGAUUCUAGGUCCUCCGUCAAUCCAGCCCCACCCCUCCGAAAUAUCGUAUGAGGCCGCGGUCUCCUACAGGCGAUGAUCCCUGUGCGGUGAUCGGGGAUUCAUUUAACUGACCAAUCAAACCACAGCCGUCGUAGUGGCGAACCGAAACUGAAUGUCAGACCUGGGACUUUAAACUGAAACAGAUGAUACUGCGGUCUGGCACCCAGUUUCCUUGCGGCACUAAGUGUUGCCUACACUUCACGUGUUUGUGACGAGUCGAAAGAUUCCGCUUUAAACGGAGUGUCUCCAAAUACGUAAAAUGUAACGAGUUGCACAACGUUCAUCUGAGAAUACUGAUUCUGUUACAUUCGACUGAUCUAAAUGCACUAAACUAUACCGAAAUUUCACGUAGUGUGAGGAUUAUCUGAAGAAGAUGUUAGAAUGUAGUGUAAAGCCACGAGUAAAAUGUAAAGACUUUACUUCAAAGCGCAGACUGUAACAGUGAAAGCUGGAAGGUAGUGCUUGCUGAUAACUAAAUGGAGAUGUGUCUUCUGGGGACCAAAUCAUACAGUAAAAGCUGGUAGCACCGGGGUAGUAUAUUGAUCUUUUAGAUUAAUUUGUCAGAAUAGAGAUAUUCGCUUUCCAGUCAAAGCUAGCAUCAGUCUUCGUAACAUUCAGGCAAAAGUACUUCACCUAAAAGGUAGUUUAUUAUUAUACAACAAUAUCUCUCAAUUUGCUAGAACUUCCGUAAACUCUUCGAACGUCCCAAGAGGUUUCUGAAGCCUUCAUUUUGCAAUGAGAUUCAAAAUAAUGUGCAGCACUAAAUAGGAAUAGAAAGUUGUAAAUUGAAGAUGGAUGUUAAAAUCGUUCGAUAUGUAUUAAUAUUAGGUGUUGAAGCUAAUAAAGUUUCUUUAGUUUUAUUUCGCCUACGAUAUGUGACUAACACGUUCGUGAAGUAGGAGAUUUUUGCUAAGGGAGUAAUUCUAUGUGCCAUAUUAAAAUAUUGUAAGUGGACUUAAAAAUCCAUUACUCGAUUUUUAUUCGACAGGCUUUCUUAAGCCGAUGGAUGUUUCAACAUCUCGUUUUUCCAGGCAAUAUGCCGAUGUCCUUGGUAGAGCACAGAUUCAGUUCAAGACUGAUUAAAUGUAUGCGGAUACGGUAUAGAUUAGUGGCUGUUUGCUGUUUAGAACAUUAACGUGUCUUUACGAGUACGGUAUUUAUCGAUACUAAAGCUUUACGUUAGAAGACGAAUUAUGUAAGAUAAAUGAAAUACACGGUAUUGUUGGAGUAACCUAGUUAUAGAUACAUCCGCGAUCAGCUGUGGAAUUAACAUACAACUGAAAUUUCGGUAACUGAAAAUUUUCCUCUUAUGUUCGCUCACUACAGCUUUGAGAUAAUUCAUUUACCUUUCUUAUCUAAAUAGUAUGGUAAAUAAUUGUAUUUUUGUUGUAUUACCGACGAGAUUUCUAAAUAAAUAAUUUUAUAUAAAA
Messenger RNA from Schistocerca americana (American grasshopper), 2026 nucleotides. RefSeq names its product endocuticle structural glycoprotein ABD-4-like. The transcript is spliced from 3 exons. The record is from RefSeq and is a predicted model, not a curated record. Bases 104 to 565 code for a protein of 153 amino acids. Gene Ontology annotation, cellular component: chitin-based extracellular matrix. Gene Ontology annotation, molecular function: structural constituent of chitin-based larval cuticle. Lineage: Eukaryota; Metazoa; Arthropoda; Insecta; Orthoptera; Acrididae.